AUGGCGGCACAUCCGGUAACGAAAUUCCUUUUUGACCGCCUCAUUCAGGAGCCAGCGUUGGAUCUCUUCAUCCACGAUGGGCUGUCGACUGAUAAGACACCCGACCAGGCAUUAACCUCGCUGGGGGGUGGUGAGAAGAUGCAGCCUAGUGGAGGUGCUCAAACCUUCAUUCUUGUUUUGGACGACCGAAAAAGACUUGAGGAUGCGAUUGCCGCCGUUUCUUGCGGUUCACUUGAUUUUAACCCACUGGAAAGGCUACUUCGGCCGUCCACAGCGCCAACGGUUCUACUGUAUUCUCCUGACGAUUGGGAAAGUGGUGAGAUUUUAAUGGAAAUACCGGGCCCUAAGAACAACACUGAGAUUGUGACGCUGCGCUUCUUUGAUCGCUCUUUUUUGGAGUUGCUAUAUUUGCCAGUGUCAUCGGUGAAACCCAAUGAAGUUUCGGAGGCUGAUGCUGUAGUAUCAGUUGAAAAAAUGGACAACCUUACCGUCGAUCAUGUCGAUUCAAAAGGCCUUUUGAGCACCAACCGCAUUGCUUCCCCCUCCGACUCCUGCUUCUGUGAGGUGUCCCCGCUUGUGGGAAGCGCGAAUGGGCGUGUUUACUAUUAUAUAUCAAGCGAUGAGUCUGUUUCUGACGGAUAG
Molecule: messenger RNA, 642 nt
Organism: Phytomonas sp. EM1
Lineage: Eukaryota; Euglenozoa; Kinetoplastea; Trypanosomatida; Trypanosomatidae
Source: the annotation of a GenBank genome assembly